AUGUUAACUCGUGGUCAAUUGAAAAAUAACCCAGAAUUUAUAGACGGCAGUCAAACAGCAGCAGAUAUUUUACGAAAAAAUUUUGACACUUCAGUAAUUGAUGAAGAUAACGAAAGUAAUGUCGAAAUUAUGAAUUUAUUUGAUGAAAAUGCACAAGAAUCACCAACGUACAAACCAAAAAGAUUUAUUAGAAUGGAUAAUCGAAAUUCAAAUGAUACACAAAUUGAUACACAAUCUACGGCCUCUUCGUCUUCGAUAACUAAGUAUGUUCCGUCGGGUAAUGUUGAAGUUAUGUCUAGUGAUCGGAAAAGACCAGCAGUUGUAAUGGAUGGAUUCUAUUAUAAUCACCAUGUAUCUAACAAAAGUAAAGCAAUUGAUACAUAUCGAUGUCGUGCUGGUGGUUGUGGUUCUACUUCUCAUUUACAUGGUCCAGAUCCUUUAAAAGCACAAUUGAAAGUUGUUCAUCAUGAACUGAUCGAAGAACUUCAACGUAAUUUUGUUCCAAUAUCACACGCUAUAUCUUCGAAGUUGUCUAAAACAAAAUGGUCUGAAUCAAAAAAAGAAUCAUUACCACAUCCUGAGAAAUGGCGUAAUUUUCUGCGUUUUUUAUCUAUUGCAAGACGCGGUAUAUUAAAAUUAAGACAUCGUAAGUUACCACCUAUUCCAAAGACUGAAAAUUUUACCAUUCCGGACCAAUUUACCAAAACACGUAACGGUGAAUUGUUUUUGAUACAUGAUACUACACAUUCAAGAUUAGGUGGUCGACUAUUGAUGUUCUCCAGUCCAGCUCAGUUGAAGCGGCUUUUUAAAUGUGAAAUUCUGUCGUGUGAUGGAACAUUCUCAUCGACUGCCAAACCGUGGAAACAGUGCUAUAUUAUCAUGGGGAAAGUUGGUGAUAUCCUUGUACCAUUAGUUAUCUGCUUGACUAUGUGUCGCACAAAAACAUUAUACAUGAAAAUAUUAAUGGUUUUGGAUGAUAUAGCUGUGAGCCAGAAUACAACAUUUUUACCAUCGAGUAUAUUAUCUGAUUUUGAAGAUCCGUGGAUUCAGGCGGUUACAGCAGUUUUACCAUUGACAAAAAUUACAGGAUGCUCAUUUCACAUGAAUCAAGCCAUCUACAGAAACGUUCAAUAUCUAGGUCUUGCUGGUGCAUACAAAAAUGAACCUGGUAUACAGACAGUGAUCAAGAAACAUAUGGCUUUGAGUUUUCUACCAGAACAGUAUCUAAAAGAUGGAAUUCAAUUAGUUAAAGCUGAAACUAAAAAAUUUCCUGAAUUGGUACAAUUUUCUAAAUAUUUUGAACAUACUUGGCUACAUGAAUUUCCUCCAAAACUAUGGAAUGUUGGUGAUCUGAGUAUUCGUACAAAUAACAAUCAAGAAGGAUUCAAUAAUCGUUUCAAUUGUCAUAUGCAACAGAAGAGACCAAAUAUUUGGUAUUUUAUUCAAGUCAUUCAAGUGGAGGAAUUCGAUGCCAGUCAAACGAUCAAUGCAGUUGAAGCUGGUUCAUACACAUAUUCAAUCAAAAAGAAGAAGAAUGUUGAGAAAGCUGCUGCUAAAUUACAACAAAUUAAAAGUUUACAUGAAAAAUUAAUUGCAAAAAGUAUGAGUUUGGAUGAUGUAUUAACAGUAUUUUCACGUAUGGUUGCUGAAGACCAGGGAGCCAAAAAGAGAAGACUCAAGCAAGAAGUAAAGGCCAAAAAACAACAGCAGAACACAACAGCCAAAAGAUCUAGAUCAGCAGCAGCUGCACAUACUCGUACUGGACGUCGUAAUUAUGAUUGA
Didymodactylos carnosus is the source of this 1782-nucleotide messenger RNA. The record is from the annotation of a GenBank genome assembly. Lineage: Eukaryota; Metazoa; Rotifera; Eurotatoria; Philodinida; Philodinidae.